CACGGCGAUAGCAAGCCACAAAUCCGUCGUUGCUUUGUGUGCGCGUGUGUGUAGUUCACCCUGCGCCCGUUAGAGGGAAGUCUAAAACCAUCUCCAUGGCAAUUUUAAAACUGGUGGUAAACACAAAGAGUAGCUACUGUGCAAGGACAGCGAGCUACAGCUACAAGUUAAACCCUCUAACAACAUGGAGAGAAUAGGUCUCGAUCAAUCCGCUUUAAAAGCGGUUGAUGACUACUGGGAAUACAGAAGGAUUGUGGGUGAUGAUGAUGGAGAAAAGCUCUUCACUCCAGGGCAAUAUGAGGAAUACAGGAAGAAGAUGUUUUCUCAGCGACUUAAAAACCGGUUAUAUGUGAGCUAUGGAGUGCCUGGGGGUAUUGACUGUAAGCUGAUUGGCCCAGAAACACAGUGCUUCUGUGCACAUAGGUACAAGCAACAUAAAACAGACUGGGAAGUGGUUCCCUCUGAGCGACCCCUGGCCUUACCAUGCAGAGUCAAGGGAUGCUGCUGCCCUGCCUACGAGUAUGUUCCUCGGCUUGGACCGAACCCCGUGCGCUGCAGGUGUAAACACUUACCUCAGCAUCACAGUGAAGCAGCAGGCCACUUGUGCAAGUCUUGCAAUUCCUGUUCUGGAUUCCAGAGUCCCUACACCUGUGGGUGUGGCCAGCCCAGCUCUGAACACCAGACCCUGGUUGAGACAAGGCUGGAGAGGGAGGCACGGGGUCAGCCUGUGGGCAGGGAUGUCCCUUAUGCUGCCAUGGGUGGGCUGACAGGGUUCAGCUCCUUGAUUGAUGGUUACCUAGCUUUGGAAAUCAGUGGCUCAGAUCAAGACAAAAAUGAAAGCCCUCAGCAGAGCUGCUCAGCAUUAAAGACCAACCAAACAUCAGCUAAAGCAUCAAGGUUUGCUCUCUGUAAGAGAGGGACCAACAAACAAUAAAAUGCAACAUCGGUUUGUGUGUAUCAAUAGGAUAAUGAAUAUCAAAUACUCAAUACAUACAUAUUUGGACACUG
This is a messenger RNA of Oreochromis aureus, 1008 nucleotides long. It is a transcript of the gene fam221a, whose product is annotated as family with sequence similarity 221 member A. Lineage: Eukaryota; Metazoa; Chordata; Actinopteri; Cichliformes; Cichlidae. The coding region runs from base 185 to 934 and encodes 249 amino acids. The record is from RefSeq and is a predicted model, not a curated record. The transcript is spliced from 6 exons.